This is a messenger RNA of Bombus huntii, 13313 nucleotides long. It is a transcript of the gene lov, whose product is annotated as protein jim lovell-like. Gene Ontology annotation, cellular component: nucleus. The transcript has 3 exons. Gene Ontology annotation, biological process: regulation of transcription by RNA polymerase II. Lineage: Eukaryota; Metazoa; Arthropoda; Insecta; Hymenoptera; Apidae. Bases 2093 to 4480 code for a protein of 795 amino acids. The record is from RefSeq and is a predicted model, not a curated record. Gene Ontology annotation, molecular function: DNA binding; protein binding.
CUUUAGCGACGCCCGAGUUUUCCGUUCAAAUUUUCUCCUCGCAAGUUUUUCCCUCGAAAUAGUUAAUAGUUGACCGAGUCGCGUGGGUCGAUCUACUCUUGCUCGGAGAAGUCACAGCCAGCCCAGUGAUCGCAUGGUGAAAUCGAAUAAUUAUCUCGCGUGGCAAACAACCAGCUGCCGAUCUACAGUGACCGAGUGUCAACCGAGUGAUAGGAUACCGCGCGAAGGAGCCGAAUCUACGUACCAACGAACAUGUUUGUGACGUUAUCGAGAAGACGGUGGUGGAUGACAGUGAGAAAUCAGCUGAUCGUUUAGGGGCGCCACGCUCUUGUGUCCUCUCCCGCGCGCGCUUUCUAUCCGUCUCCUCUUCCUCCUCGCUUAUACACGGCAGCAACCACGCGGUCUGCCGCCAGUCUUUCGUUUUCCCGCCAACGAAACCUCCCUCCAAGUAUACGCGCGUUUUCCUCAUCGGAUCAGUGCAGCACGUUUACGCUUUUCGUCGUCUCUGCAACUCCUCGUCGCCGAUACCUCGUCGUUCUACCCUGUAUCAGUGCGAGAAAUAGUGCGAGAAGGAUCGGCCCUGCAGCAAAUGGAGCAGUUGCCCCGCCACUUUUCCAACUCGUAACGCGAUCCAUUUGUCAUCGGAAUCCAGUGUUAUGUGCUUUCUGUCUUUCUUGUCGUCGUGACCAAUUUCGCGCGAGAAACGCACCCUGAACUUAGUUACCAGUCUUAGGUGUAACGUCGUCCACGGUAAACGUGAAAAAAGAUCGAUCGGUCGGUAAAUCGAUCUUGUCCGGCAGUGUCGAUAACUGCUACCGGCACAUCGAAACAAUCGCGCGUGUCUGGUUCGAGCUACAGCAAGGUAACAAAUUUAAGUAGUCCGGUUGACCAGUUUCACUCGCUCAGCUGGCUAGCGUUUCGUUUCUCCAAGCAACGACAAACGAAAAGAGAUCGUUUGCAAAUUACUACGUCGCGCCGGUAACGUCUACGACGAUUCCUUUUGUCCAUAUCUCUAACCGUAAUUUCUUAUUCUGCUCCCUCUGUCCACCGAAUCACAUUUUCACGCGGUGAAAUUAUCGUUACCCCCAUCGUUGGCCGUUCAUAUACUCGACAAAACCAGGAUUCGUCCUAUUUUGCCGGAUUUUUGCACGACAAAAAGUUUAACCAAUCGCUCGAAUAUACGCUCGAAUAUACGCUCUUUCGUUGACAAGUCAUCGUACCUAUAGUAGUAUACUUAGAAUAAGCAAGAAUCAACUUAAUAGUUGCGAAACACGGCCAAUGGUUGUUAUAGUCGUUUAACGCCAAGCAUGCAAAACUAAAACGUAUUGUGUCUUUUUAACUUUGUUUCGAAGUUAUCAGACUGCGUGUUUCUGCGAUGAACGCGAGAACAGAUACGAAUUAGAGAAGCUCGCUUUCGAACGUAUCACCUUUUCAGAUUUACAUUAUCCGCGAAAUUUCGCUAUCGAAUAAAUUAUUUAUCGAUAAAUUACCUCAGAGUCCCGUUCCGAUAGAAUUCAUCUUUUCAAGAUCCGAGGGAGCCAGUACGAUGGAACGUUGUACGAUGAUCGCCACCAAGUUGCCAAACAUUGGCAAAGAAAGAACGUACAACUUUUCUUUUAACGCAACGCUGUUAUCAUUUCUUCCACGAUUUAGAAGAAGACGAACAAACGAGUCGGAAACUUUCUCGUAAGAUAGAGGUUAGCCGUCGAUUUUCUCGAGAUUCGUAGAGGAUGCCACGAACGACGAAAUCAUCCGCGUUCCGUAUAUUCUCUCGUCCGAGUCUAGUCCACGCUCGCAAAACUGCUCGACGCCAGUGUAAACGUACAGCAAGAGAUAAGAAAAAAGGAGAACGAUAACACGGGCCGUAUCUGCAGACACCGUGUUGUACUUUUUCCGAACACGUGCGAGUUUGACAACAAACUUGCGGAGUACAGCACCGUUCAACAUAGUGUCGAAGGGAAGAUAUUGUUGGCGAUACGUGCGUGGCCACGUGCGUGCAUGGAAGAAAGAAACGAACGCAGAACCUCUAGGUACAAAGGAGGACGAAACGGAGCAAGGUGGCUCCGCUAACGGCACGAGCGGCGGUCAGAAAAUGUCGAGCGCCGCAGACAGUCCUGAUGGGAUGGCUUUGCAGUCGCACUAUUCCUUACGAUGGAACAAUCAUCAGACGCACAUACUUCAGGCAUUCGAGGCGUUGCUACACGCAGAGAUACUUGUCGACGUGACCCUGGUCUGUGCCGAGACCAGCCUCAGGGCGCAUAAGGUUGUGCUUAGUGCCUGCAGCCCAUUCUUCGAAAGAAUAUUUGCCGAGCACCCCUGCAAACAUCCGGUGAUCGUACUGAAGGACUUUCCCGGUCACGAAGUAGCGGCGCUGAUCGACUUUAUGUACCGUGGCGAGGUGAGGGUCGGUCGCGAGGAACUCGCAGGACUGAUGAGAGCCGCGGAGAGUCUGCAGGUGCGUGGAUUAGCUUCGUCGGAAACGAGGCUGACAUCGCCGCCGGAAACGCCGACCGCCGAUCUGCUACUUGGCGAGCCGUCGACACCCGAGGGCGCCAGGCAAGAAACUCCAGAGGAGGACGAUAACGUUUCGGAAAUCACGGCGCCGCCGUCCACGCGAGAGCCGGUGCCGUCAGUGAGACCCGCCAUUUUUCACCCUAGCAGGGACCAUCGCGAUAGGUUACCACACAUGAGCCAUUUGAAUUUCGGGAUGCGCGAACCGCGAGAGAAUUGCGGAUCGCCGUUGCUACCUCGACGAAAACAGGCUCGGCCGCGAAGAAGAUCCGGCGAAUUGGUGCCGCAGGAUCUCAGUCGACCUCAUCCAGCGCCGAGUCUUAGUCCGUUGGCGAGCGGAUUGAAUCUGGCCGGUAUUAAUCAACAAUCGCAACACCAACAACACCUACAGCACCAACAGCGCUCGAACUCGAGCAUGCAGAACCACCUACAUCAAGAGGAAGAGGCGGAAAAUCUUUCGAUGAAGAGGUCGUCACCCAAUGGAGUCGACCAUCACAACGUAAAAGCGGAGAGCAGCGAGGCGGCCAGUAGUCCGAGGGGAUCUCCGUUAACCGGCACGAGUCUGCUGCAUCCCGAUGGUUCCCUCCAAGAUAUUCCAUCUGCUGCGGCAGUAGCGGCGGCGGCCGCCGCCGCCGCGGGCUUACCGACGUUGUCGGCCUUGUCGCUGACACCACCGCAUCAUCAGAACGACUACCUGCUGAGCCUAGGCCAAAUAACGAACCAGUGGUUACCGAAUCAUCCACAGAGCCAAUUGCCGCCUCCACCUCAGGGUCAUCAUCCGCAGGACGGCAGCCCACACGGGACUAAUAGAACCCAUUCGUAUCAACAACAGCAGCAGCAACAGCAGCAACAACAACAACAGCAGCAGCAACAAGAAUCUCCGUUGACACCACGGCGAAGUUCCGUCGCGAACAUGUUCCCAUUGGACGGUGUUGCGUCUCUAGGUGGUGGACUGUUUCCUCACGCGGGUGCUCUCGAUAGAGGAUCCCUUUUGGCGGAUCUUCACGAUAGUUUUAAACCGGAAACGUUGCACGGACUUUUCGGCGCGGCGGCUAUGAGUGGCCAUCAUUCGGGAAAAAAACCAAAGAAACAGAGGAGCGACGGUGACGCGGCGCGCAGAUGGGGAGACCACAGCGCUCGAGGACUACCGGUGGGAAGGCCGAAAGGUCAGCACAGCGCACCCAGGGGCGGACCGCCACGGUCUUGGACGAACGCGGAGCUGACCGAGGCGUUGCAGCACGUUUGGAACAAGAAGAUGACCACGUCGCAAGCAAGCAGAAUCUUCGGUAUACCGUACAACAGUCUAUUGAUGUACGUGCGAGGUAAAUACGGGAAAAGUUUGAAACUCGAACAACUGAGAAGGGACUGCACGGGCUCGACAACGGGCGAAGUAGUAAUGAAUUCAUUGAACAACAACGUUAAGACCGCCCAGCCGCCGACGCAGAUGGCUCAUCCGCUCGCCGGUCUACCGCCGCACCCGGGUGACGACGGUGUAUUUCCUCAUCAUUCGUUGCUCGGCGCUAAUCUACCACAGGGUUUCUUUCCUGACUUUGCCGCCGCCGCGUUCCCCGUUCCAGUUAGUAUGGUGCAUUUACUUCCUCCAAGCGAACAAAAGGCCUUCGACCCGUCAGCGAAUCCCGCUAGCACGAGUGGGUGCGGGAGCGGGAGCGGGAGCGGGAGCGCAAGCGGGAGUGGUAGCGGUAGCGCAAGCGGGAGUGCAAGCAGCAGCGCAAGCGGCAGUGCAAGCGGCAGUGCAAGCGGCAGCGCAAGCGGAAGCGGGGGCGGCGGUGGCGGCAACAGUAGCACAGGAGGCGAUCUUAAUACUUCACGGAGCAGUCAAACGCCAUCGCCGGUUGAUCAUCAUCAUCAUCCUCAUCACCAUCAUCAUCGUCACCAUCAUCACGAAUCGCUGCAGUCGCAACCACCGCAGUCGGCACCAACGCUACUUCAACAAAAUGGUCCGGAUUAAAAAAAGAGAACGUUUUACGCGUGAUAUCGUAGCGCGGUCACACGCCGAUCGUCGUCUUCGUCGAAGUACCACGGAUGCGUACACGUCCGAUUCAAACCGACCAUCCCUUUUAACGAUUUCUCGAGACGCGUACACGUCAGACACGUCGAUACUUCCAUAUAAACGAGCAGAACGAUAGGCCGCGUGCCCUCGGUAUUCCCGCGAAAUUCUUCUCUUCUCGCAAGACUGACUACCACGCCGGGUUUACAGCUACCGGGGUGUAAGCUCGACGGACGUUCCACCUUGCAAGGUCCACGCUUAUGACCCACCACCGCCCGUUCUUCUCAUCUGACUUUCUUUCUCCGUCUUUCUCCGUCUUUUUCCGUCUUACUCCGUCGACAAAAAUAUCGACGUUCAACUCCCUUUGUCCGUCGAUCGCGAAACUCGGUCGAGCGUACCGGCGAAAUUCUCUCGUAUCUUCUUCUUGGCUAAAUUAGCGGCUCGUCCGGAAACAGCUCGAAGGAAGAAGAGUCAUCGACGGUGUCUUUUCUGGUGCUCGUUCCCCCGUUACGCGCUUGCUACGCGUCCUGACCAAAAAUUCAUCUACCCUUCGGUCGAUAAGAAACGCAACUAGGUGCUUGGAAGCGGAGACUUUGGCUGGUGGGCGAGACACACGACUCUCCUCGUAUCGUCGCUAUAAAUAGUUCCUGCUACAACAGCGAUCAUACCAAAUAAUAGUACUGUAAAACGGCUAAAGCAAAUGCAACGGCCGCCCUACGUGAAAUAGGAAAAAUCGUCGAACAAUUCUCCGUAUACUUGCAGACUUCUCGUUGAGAAAGUGACAUACACGCCAAUGAAAGAGAAAAAGAGAGAAACGGAGAGAGGAAGAGACGCACACGCGCUUACUUACUAUAAUACUUUGAAAACAUCCUGGUAGCCUGUGAUGUACACGAGUCAAGGUUUACAAGACUCGAACCAUAGUUUAAUACGCGGAUCGUUAACAUACCUGUUGCAAUUCGCGCUCGGUGGCAGCAAGCUGACGCGUUGAACGAUCGUUACUCGUUUGACAAUCAUACGCAAUAAUCCGAAACGUUGUCUUUUAAUUUUACGCCAAUCUCUAUUUUUCCGACGUAGCUGUAUAUCUCUAUUUAUCUGAAUCGACGCUAGCCGAACGUUGCUCCACCGUGCUUAUUAUCGGUCAUGCUUCCACGAUUAAAACGAAAUCAAUCGACCAAUCACGUAAUACCUCGUAUCUAUGGAUCGUCUUGCUGCCGCCGUUGAAGCGCGUCGAAACGAGCUUCCAAUUGACUACCAUUAUUUUACCUUAUCUGUUCGAUGUUAACCGCUGAUAUAGUUCAGUUUGAUACAACGAUAUUCGUUACGGAUAGACGUCACUUUCGCGCGAGCCGUUUGCGUCGGUCCUCGAUAGGGUUUCGAAAGCGGUAAAGAAACGUUCGCGACCACCGGAAUUACGUGCAUUCGUAAAAUCACGUUACGAUUGCCGGAGUAUAGGGUGGAACGGGGUUUACGUAAUAAUCGCGCGCAGGGUGGUGCGAGCUUGCCAAGAUUCUCUCUUUUUUCUCUUGCCACGCAAGAAGUAUCGCGGCCACGAAUUGUCCCAGUACACGCGCUACUCCCGCCAACCGCUGCGAUAUCCUCUACGGACAGACAGACGACUGUACAUUGAUCUGUAAAUACGUAACUGUACCCUCGAUCGUUAGCGACGCUUCGUUCCCUUUCUUUCGCUUUGUUUUGUCGCGAUAAUUCUUCUUCAAAUCGAGAUUUCCCCACUCGAGAGAAACAACGCGCCACCUAAAGCACGCGGAUAUAAACUCAAUGACCGGCCGAAUCGCCGGAAAGCUCGGCAAGUUAGCUAGAGGAAAAGACGAAGCCGCGCGUGUCCGUUCGAUCGUAAAUCUUGGUGAGCUCCCGGAAACGCGAACCUUAUUCGGCCAGUGCGAAACAAGGGGUGGAACGAACGAGUGGAAACGAGCAGAUGCUAAGAAACGAGAAACAAGGAAAGAGGAACAAAAUUCGUAUUCGAAACACGGGACAAACGACGAAAUUUUAAUCGUAGACCACAAUUUCGCAACAAUAUUUCGACAACCAGACGGAAGCGCAGGGUAACUAACACAUCAGGGAUAGCCACAGACAAAUCUACGAUAGAUAAAGAGAAAAAAAGCUAACGUAUUAAACUGUAAAAGUAAUGGUAACGAAGAAACAAACAAAAAUUAACGUAAAGCUAUAAUACAUUUACGAUGAUUAUUUCGUUAAUGAAUCUUAAGAAAAUGAGAAAAAAAGACAAAAAAAAAAAAGAAAAGAGAUAUGCAAAGAGAGGUGAGGAAACGGCAAGAGAAAAGAUGGUAAAUUCCGUUACGUGACACCUUGCUGCACCUAGCAAAAGCGAGAUUAAAUAUAUUAUUAAAGAAUAACUUGUAAGUAUAACGUAACGAUGGGAGAAAGCGUAUGGAUUCCGUAAGGAGGUUAAGCAAAGAUAUUAGAGAAACCACAGGCUUUCAGCCCCAAAAUAGCCUGUACGAUACAAACUAAUAUUAUUGAUUAUUAAUAUUAUAUAUACAUAUAUAUAUACACACAUAUAUAUAUAUUAUAUGUUAUAUAUUAUAUAUAUUAUAUAUGCAUAUACAUAUAUAUAUUAUAUAUACAUAUACAUAUAUAUCACAUAUAUAUGUAUAUAUAUACAUAUACAUAUAUAUACAGGGUGUUUCGAAAGAGUUUAUAACUGCUUCGACGGGUUAUACCGUGAGUUUAGCCCCCCCCCCCCCCCUCGUAUAUUGUAUUUUACAGAAGUAAUUAUAAUUAAGAUAUUUUACUUUUUUAUUUACGAAAAAUCAACGAUGAUUUGCCUGAAAUUUCGUAUUACGAUUUUUUACUUUUAGACGCGUUUAAUCGGGGUCGUUUCUCAUGCUAGCAACGAACCAACAGAUAUCGUUAAGGUUACUCGAAUGAUUUACACGUAGAAGUUAAGCUGAUUACAGAUUAUCUUCAAUGACUUUACUUGUAUCAAUGACAUGUGAAAAAUUGGGUAAGAAGCGGAGGGCAUACGAAGCGGUAUGACCACGUGGAAACUGGUUUUAACAAUUUUUUAUCCACUCUGUUGACGAGAAGAAGAGCGAGUAAGCCAAUGAAAUGCUAGCGAGAAAUCUAGGGAAUGAGUGCGAAAGCGAGGCGAAACAGCGAAACAGAGAAGACAGAGAAUCUCUUCUCUGGGUCGCGAGUUGUAAGUGCGUAUAACGAUUAAAAGAGAAAGCAACAAGAAAGAAAGAAGAGAAAAGAGAAAAAAAAUAGCGGAAGAAAAAUGUGUGCGGCUGAUCGUGCGCGUGAUUAUUAGAGCGACUGUGGAAAGAGAGACUACGUAGACAUAUGUGAUAGGCACCAUGUGCACACUUCAGUAUUAUUUUACAGUUAAACGGAGGAAAAAUCGUAAACACACGAAACUGUACGUUGUCGUCGGAUACUCUUCGAGCAAAGCUUACGGCUGUUUCGUUGUUCGUAUGCCUUUCAGGUGAAUUCGAACGAGUUCCGACCCGCUCCUGAUCGCGAAACAUAUUCCAGCGUGUCCCGAGCCCCGUACACACAAACCCGAGAUCGGCCACGGACAAUUCGCGAAUAACUUAUUUCGAGCAAAAGAGAACUUAACGAUCGGACAAGCGAAAAACGUGCAAGAUAUACGCGAAAGACGAUCAUCUCUGACAACGAGAAGUACGGUUGCGCGCGCGAAAGAGAGAGAAAGAGAGACUCGGAAGCUGCAUAAGAGGGACAUACGCGUUCAUACAGACGGAUAUACGGACAUGUACUCGGGCACACGUACUCGCAUAUUCACACGUACUCAGACACGCGCGCGUUCGCUCACACCCUCGCUCAUUCACUCGCUCACUCUCAGAUACAGACACACACGCACACACACAUACGUGCGCGCGCGUACGCGUAUUCGCGUGAACGGUAUCGAGAAAAAUUGUCACAUUGUCGCAUUGUCGCAUAGGGUGUAAGUAGAGAGGCGAAAAAGGGGUGAAAAAGGAAAGGGUGGAUAGAUAGAAAGGCGGCGCGUAUCGAUUGGUUACUUUAUUACCGCGAAAUGCACGGAUAUUAUUACGCGUAGUACAAGUUAGUCGAAUUGUCGCGAAGGCACGCGAAACCAGUUGAUAAUGAUUAAAACCGAUAGUAAUUAUCGAUUCGUUGUUAGCAAUCUUGGCUACGCGUGCGAACAGGACACGGCGAAAGGUUGUAUUCGAAUUCUGGGCGGCACAAGAAACCGUCAGCCGUUCUUACUUAUAUAUCGACGUAAUUAUUAAUUUUUUACCAUAUCCAUUAUAAUUAUUAUUAUUUGUGUGUUUGUUAUUUAUUACAAUACGUAAGAUACAGUACGUACAUUAUCAUCAUCGUCGUCGUCGUCGUCGUCGUCGUCGUCGUCGUUAUCCUUAUUAUUACUAUUAUUAUUAUUAUUAUUGUUUUGUGUUACUAUUAUUAUCAUUAUCACUAUUAUUAUUAUUAUUAUUUUUUUUUAAUUAUCAUUGGCUUUACGUCAUUAUUAUCAUUGAUUAUUAUCAUAUUAUUAUGAUAUUAUCAUAUUAUCAUUGAUUUUAAAAUUAACUUUACUAUCUAUAUUACUCAUUAUAUAACUCGAAUCGAUCGGGAUGAAUCAAUCUGCUCGCACCGCUUAACGAUCUUCACGAACAAGACGCGAUCGCUACAUAUCAUUAGUUCUAUUGCGGUAUUGUUAAUUUUAGUAGCUCGCUAACGCGUUUCUCAUAAAUGUAACACGUGUCACGUCGCACUGUCUGUUUCGACUGUCCGACAGAUUUUUCUAACACUUUUUUGACAGAAAUCAGCGAAACGACGCGAAACGACGCGCAUCGGAAGAAAAAUGUCUUAAGGAAUCUGUUUCGUCCUGUUUCGCAAACUUGCGUUAACGACCCGUAUUAUCUUAGCCCCCAUUUCGGUUUACAUUAGUCGAUUCCAAUCAAUUCUAUUGUUUUUCUUCCUGUUGCAAUACAAAUAGUGCAAUACGGCGGGUAUUAAAUUUGAAACGACGACUUGAGAUAGUACCAACUACAUCGUCGUAUCGGGUCAUUACCGGAAAGGAUUUCCGAUCGUGAAAACGCUUGUAACGAAAUGAAACGGAUUCCUUAAAAUGUCCUUCCUCGUAUUUUCUGUUCAAAGCGUCGUUUCGUUCCACUAUCGAAUCUUUAUCGCGCUAAUUUCUCGCACGAUGUUAUUACGCGUUAUCUUCUUAUUCGUUAGUCUUUAAGUAGAAGAAAUUAUUGUCAUUUCUACGUUGUUAUCGGUGCAUCGCUGGCAUUACAUCGUAAUUGUCGUGAUCAUUCUCACUCGAUAUCGUGUCAUUAUAACGUUGCCAUUAUAUGCACUAUCCACGACCGUCAUUGUCACCGUUCAAACAUAAAUAUUUUUAAAACCAUCGCCGCUGCGACCGCCGCUAUAACGUAUACACUGUUACACUGAUAAUCACAUUACUCCUAUGGGUACAGUUAUAUUAUAUCGAAUGACACAAAUAGGACAGACGAAAUACCUUUGAUUUUUCUGGGACUCCGAGACCGAAGUCACCAUCUUAAGUUCCUACAGUACGAGAAUGAGAUAGUACGGUUUUAUCUGACAAGAGCAGAGGAAGAAAUAAAACAGUGAAAAGGACAAACUGCAACAAGAAUGAAAGAUAUUAAGUAUUUACAUGUUGAGAGAGAGAGAAAGAAAGAGAGAGAGAGAGAGAGAGAGAAAGAGAGACAGACGGACAGACAGACUGGGGCGGGAGAGGGAGGAAGGGUGUGAAUAUGAGAGUAAGAAAGCUAGGAUGAGAAAGCGCAAGAAAGAGAUACGCCUCCAAAAAAGAAUUAUUUUUAAUUUACAUGAGAUCACACUUGUACAUAGGAUCAAAGAAUGCGCAAUCGAUUAUUUAUGCAUAAUAUAUACGUACGUAUAAUAUAUAUAUUAUAUAUAUUUAUCGAUAAUUGUGCAAUGGGAAUAUUGUUCUUCGGAUACAACCUUUAAUCGGGUGAUAGAAAGAAGAAAUGAGAUAUAAAUUUGCGAGGAUGCGCAGAAUUAGUUAAAAGAAGAAACGGAAUGAACGUAUGUUGAGGGGAGAAGAGAGAGAGAAAGAGAGAGAGAGAGAGAGAGAGAGAGAGAAAAUGAAUGCAUAAAACACGCGGUUUCUAUGUCGUCGUGCGAUAUUAUUAUGUGGCGAGUAUGCGAAAGUUUCGAAAGUGCCUCGUAUCGAGUGCAAACUGUCUCGGGGGGUGCGCCUCAUCGUUAAGAGAUGGCGCUUCGUAGCUUGUAAUUAUUUGCUCCGUCGUGGUAUUAUCAACCGUCGGCAUGGUUCGUGUAUUACAUAGGUAAAACAGAUGUUUUGUAACGGGAUAAAAUCACUUCGGCUGGUUAUUAUCGAUCUAACGAAAAGUCAAAAUUUAUCGAAAUUUUGCCUCCGAUUUCUUCAAAGUUUUGACGGCUUUUCACUCGACACGGGCAAGAAACAUUCCAUCGGUCACUCUUGGCCGAGUUCCAAUGGUCGUGACAUAGAAACCGUCAAUAUCGAGUUUCACAGAGAAUUCACUGUAUAAAGCAACAGGACAAAAUCCAGAAAACAGAUGAAAUAGUUACUUGCAUCGGUUGUGCUGUCACGUAGUUCCUAAAUCGCCCUAGCCUCGCCCCGAGCGCAUGAGAAGAUAACAAAUUAACGCUGUUUAUUCGUGGUACGGUAACCGCUGCGCCUUCGAUGCUCUUGAUCGAAGGAAUAAUUAUUAUAUAUCUUUAUCGCUAUCAUUCGAAACAUUAUUCCUCCGGCGAUCAUGAGUUUUCGCAGCCUCAUAAUGUACAUCUACUUUGAGUGACGAUUCUUUAAACACUGCGCUGAAUUUCAUUCCAACAGAGUAUAUAUUCGUCGUUAUUGGUUAUCUCGUCAAUUAGCGAUUUAAUUUUUUAUAUGUAAAAUAUUUCACAAGAUUAUACAUAAUAUACGAAGCGAGUGAUAAAAUAAUUUAUAUGCCUUGAUUUCGCGCAGUGUUUAAGAAAGAAUAAUUCGUUUUACCGUAAACAAGCUAGAAGGAGACAUAUUUACGCGUAUAUAGUUUCCUUUGCGACAAAGAAUGUGUACAGACGCCGAACGACCAUGUAUACGUAUAAAGUGAUGUACGUUCCCUGAUACGUUUAGAUAUACCUACAAUGGUGCUGAGCUGCAUUUACCGUACAACGAACCAAGCGCUUAUACGAAAUAUAACAGAAGGAAAUAAUAGAACGCAAUCGGCGGCCGGUACGUUGCCGUUUUGCACGCUACAUGACGAAAACAUGGAACGCGAGAAAAAGAAACAACAACAUAGGAAGCGCACAUUACAGAAAUAUAAUAUAACGAUAUAUUUAUACGAAUUACAAUUGUACCAUAACGAUUAUAAUACUACUUAUUAUAUUAUACAGAGCCGCCGCCACCCAGUAUAUUUUUUACAGGUUUACAUUGUAUUACAGUUUAUAAAGUUUGAUAUACAAUAACAAUUACCUAAGCGCAGGGGGCCGUGGUGGCGAACGCGUGUCCUGCGACACACCUAUUUACAUAGGUGAAACUGCGGAACGGUAAGCAUCGCGGCACUGCGCUACGCUAUAACUACAAUAUUUCCGAGUGUUUGAGAAUCGACGUUAUCGUUGAGACAGACGAAUCGAACACGGAACUCGUAGCUACUAUAACAUAGGCAAUGUAUAUCGACAGGACAGAAUCGGGUAAACGCGAUCGGAGAUUGCCGCGGGCCUUCUCGCGAAGAUAUGCAAGACAUUUUUCGUGCCGAACGUUAGCUACGAUAUAUAUACGUAACGUAACGUAAUAUGCGCGCGUGCAUGCGUAUGUGUGUGUGUGUGUAUGUGUAUGUGUAUGUGUGUAUAUAUAUAAUAUAAAUAUGUAUACACGCGAUCGCGUUAUAUUUCACGCAUGACACGACGCGAACUUCUAAUAUAGAUAAAUUCAGAGAGUCGUUUGGCUGCGAUCAGUGGAGUACAAUUUAAUUAAUAUCGAUCAACACUCGCGUUAAAGUCGUUCGCGAAGAUAAAGACAGAACUAGAAACACAGAGAGAGAGAGAGAGAGAUUUUUCGCUGUUAUUUUUGCUGUUGUUGUCUUGCGCAGCCGGUAGAUUCAGACUUCUUUUUUUCACUACGUUAAGACGACGAAGCAGCACCGGUACUCGUUGUUCGUUGAUAUAUACAGAGAAUAGUUUCCAAACAAAAAUUUACAUCUCCGGAGAGAAAGAGAGCAUGCGCGGAAAGGAGUGAAAGAGAGGGAGAGAACGAGAGAGAAAGCGCGAAGUAACUUCGAUUCUCGAACACUCGUACCGAUAAUGCAUAAAUGAUUGCUACAUGACUUGUGAUACGUUUACCGCUGGUUACUACCGAGACUUCCUAGCCGACCCUACGACAGGAUCGGCACCACUAGUUCACUCACGCACACGAUUCAACAUUUAUACCGAUUUAUUACGGAUUUAUUGAUUAAUCGAAUUAUUACGUACGCAAUUAAAUUAUUAGAUGAAAAGUAUUUACAAGAGAGAUUAACGAGAACGAACAAACGACAAACAAAAAGAGGCAAUAAUAAUUGCGAAACACGCAAAACGUUGCAGACUAAUUAACGGUGUGAAUGCGCACACGAGGCUAGGACGAGGCUAGCUACCUAAAUCCCACGUUCGCUCUUCGGACUAAAAAACACACGCGCGCGCGCGCGCACACACACACAAGACACGCGCGUGCGCGCGCUCACACACAUAAAACACGCGCGCGACCCAAUCGUAUCCACCCGCCCUGAUUACGAGAAUUAUUAUAUUAACCCCUAAUAAAAAAUGUACAUACAAUUGCAACGUU